This is a messenger RNA of Physella acuta, 1250 nucleotides long. RefSeq names its product diisopropyl-fluorophosphatase-like. NCBI's taxonomy places the organism in Eukaryota, Metazoa, Mollusca, Gastropoda, Physidae. The record is from RefSeq and is a predicted model, not a curated record.
UUCUUUGGUACGGUAAAUAAACACACAAGCUUAGCACAGAUUUUGACCCAUUUAUUAUAACGAAAAGAUUGUUGACUGAUGGCGGAAUACAUUACAACAUUUAAUAAUAUUGUUAAUAAUAUUUUAGGCGCAGAAGGUCCAGUUUUUGAUAAAGAUGGCAAUUUCUUUAUGGUUGCCCCAGAAAUAGAAAAAAAUGGCAAGCCAGCCGGUCAAAUUUUAAAAAUCGACGUCAAUUCUGGAAAGGUGGAGGUUAUUUGUGAGCCCAAUGUAAACAAUAAUGGUGGCAUACCUGCAGGAUGCCAGUCUGAUAAACAUGGCAAUCUAUAUGUUGCUGAUAUGAGACUUGGAAUUUUGUUUGUCAAGCCCAAUGGAGAGUUUCAACAGGUAGCUGUAACAGACAGCAACGGACAAACAAUGCAAGGUUGCAAUGACUGCAUCAUGGACAAUGAUGGAAAUCUUUGGGUAACCGCACCAGCAGGGGAAAUAGCUCCAUCUCCAUACAAACGAUCCUUUGAGGAAGCUUUUGGGUCUAUCUACUGUUUAACAAAGGACAGAACUGUGAUUCGUGUAGAUACAGGCUUUAGAUUUCCUAAUGGGAUUGGCAUGAUUCAUUGUAAAGAUGGACAGCCCUCCAAACUGAUAGUAGCAGAAACUCCUACUAGACUGCUCUGGUCCUUUGAUAUUCAGGCACCAGGUGUUGUAAAUAAUAAGGCCAUUUGGGGACAGUUACCAGACUGCGGGUGUGAAUCUGGACCAGAUGGCAUGGACUUGGAUGAGAAAGGAAACUUGCUAGUAGCCCACUGGGGUAGUGGUUAUAUUGAAGUGUUUCAACCAGAGGGCGGCCAGCCAAUAAAACGCAUCAAGUGCCCUUUUGAUAAACCAAGCAACAUUCACUUUCAACCAAAUUCUAAUGUGGUUUACGUGACAGAACACACUAAUCAUGGGCUGUGGAAGUUUCAAUGGGAAAAUAAGGGGAUGCCACAGUUCUGUGAGCAAUAAUCAUUUCAUGAUUCUAUUUGUUAUUAAAUACUACAAUUCUUAAUCGGCUCUAUUUUCUUGAGCCAUUCAGUGAUACACACUGGAUUUAUAAAUGUUUACUGGGCUUUUUCACCAUUUUAUAAACUAAUGUGAUAAGAGAAUAUGAAUUUAGCUCAUAUAUUAACUAUGUAUCUUUAAGCUAUAAUCAUAUUUUGUAACACUUCAAUCAUUAAUUUAGAAUAUGUUCUAGAUCUUACUACAUGUUAAUGUAA